Molecule: messenger RNA, 1516 nt
Organism: Sabethes cyaneus
Lineage: Eukaryota; Metazoa; Arthropoda; Insecta; Diptera; Culicidae
Product: protein saal1
Exons: 2
Coding region: 94-1506 (470 amino acids)
Source: RefSeq, a predicted model, not a curated record
UCUUUCAAGAGCCUCAAGUGGUUCCAGUUCCAGGAGCGUAAUAAUUUUGUGCAAUAAAGUGAAAAUCUGCACGAAAACUAUUAAAACAAAAAAAUGAAAGCCUCUGACGAAGAACAAAAACCGAAGGAAGAAUCUCAGCCGGUGAUGGAAUCGGCGGCAGUCCAGCCAACGAACUACGAACAAGAAGACGAUCAACCGGAACAGGAUGGCAUUUUGGAGAAACUGAAAGGGGAUCGGAUCGGCGAGACAAUGUACAGCGAACGGUUUGUGCUGACAACGAUCCUUAAGCUGCCGCAACUGAAAACGAGCCUCGCCGAUGAUGAGGAUUUCGAGAAGGAUUUGUGCAGUCUGUGGGACAUGACGAUCGAGAAGGAUGUAGUGCUGUUUCUGUUGAAGCACGACGUCGUGGAGUUGUUUGUUGGAUUGUCCGAGAACUCCCAGGAUUACCGGUUAAUGGAGAUUUUGUUCGGGAUCAUCGGAAAUAUGUGCUGUGUCGAUGAGACCCAUAAGUGUUUGUAUGAGAACAAAUCACUUUUGAUGAGUUUAUGUGCGUUUCUAGAAUCCAGUGAUACGCUCGUACUUGUGCAGUUGAUGAGGAUUAUAACGUCUUUGCUGGAUAGAUCCGAUGACGAGCAGUACUGCUGGUUUAAAUUGUUUCGAGAGAUUGAAGGCAUGACGGACAAACUGGGCUUUAUUUUAAGCAGUACAACAAACAAGGAGCUGAUCGAACAUACCGUGGAAGCUGUCCAUGCGAUGGUGAAUCGAUUCACGGAAGCUGAAGUUGAUUAUGCUCAGCUCAACGAAUUCUACAGUAUCUUUGCGAAGCCCAGUCUUAUCGAGGGACUAAUGGAAGGAUUUAAGCAAGUUUAUCCCGAAACAGCGGCUGAGAAUAAGUUCGAAGAGGAAUAUUUAACAAGUAAAGAUUUGAAAACUAUUCAAAAGUUCCUUGAGAUUCACGAAAACCUGAUUAUUAAUGCUAACGAAGCUUACACGAACUACGUGGAAAAAAUAGUCUAUUGUAUGUGGCGUGUGCUUGUUCCGCUGAGUGGUGAAAGUUCACUUCUUCCACUAUCCAAGAUGCAUGUUCGGAUUUUCGUGUCCAUCAACAGUAUUUACAGCGCAAUAGUCUAUCAUUUUCAUGCCGAAACGUUUCUAGCUUUAGUCAAGAUUUAUACUCUGUUGUCAAAGGAACAGGAAGCGAUUCAGAAGAACGCAACAAAUCAGGAGAGUUCCACCGCAGAUGAUAAGGAAGAAACUGAAGACUGUGAAUUUGACAUACAAACAGCGUUGGGCGAAAUACUGGAAACCCUUUACUUUACUGCUGAGCCGAUCGAUUUAAGCACCAUAGAAAAUACGUGGAAAGCAAGCUGUUUUAGCGAGCCAAUAGUGGAACGGCUUUGCAGUGCGAUUCGAGGAACCAUGGCCGGGGAUCCGCUGCUGGAACGAACGUGUAAUUUACUCAUGGAAGGGGCGCGCAACGUUUGGAGCAAAAAAGACCGAUCCUAACUUAAGACUA